Penicillium mononematosum is the source of this 2481-nucleotide messenger RNA. RefSeq lists its product as uncharacterized. Gene Ontology annotation, molecular function: protein binding. The transcript has 4 exons. Lineage: Eukaryota; Fungi; Ascomycota; Eurotiomycetes; Eurotiales; Aspergillaceae. The record is from RefSeq and is a predicted model, not a curated record. The coding region runs from base 1 to 2481 and encodes 826 amino acids.
AUGCCGCAUACAGCUACCAGUCCAGCUCCUCCGGUUCGCAACCAUAUCCUGCUGCGCAAUCCCAGCCACGCUCAAUGCGCCCACCAGGCCCACCAGGCCCGGGAAAUGGACGACCCCCAGGACCUGGAUACGAUGAUCGGCGUGGCUAUCCUCCUGGUGGGAGACCGCCGCCACAAUCGCGGUCAAGAACACCUGGUGCGCGCCCACUCCCAGGCGGUGCAUUCGACAAUCCCUUCCCUACCUUCCCAAGUCGAGACCCAAGAGAUCCGAGGGGCGCCCAGAGACCCGCGAGACCCGCGAGACCCUAGAGGCCCUAGAGACCCAAGGGAUCGGCGCGGUCCGCCACCUCGAGGGCUAGAGAGAGAGAUAUGGCUGCGAUGGAUAUUAAUGGCAGGGGCCCGCCUAGACCGCACACUUCAAGUUCCAAUGGAAGACGGCCAGAUAUGCGACAGCAACCUCCGCGCGGACCUCCACCAGGGCGGGGCCGAGGUGGCUAUCCAAUGGGUCCAGUGCGAGCUGCUAGCUCAGGCAGACCGGGUCGACCUGAUAGAGAGUAUCCAGACUCCAUGGGCCCCUCUAUGCCUCCACCACCUAGAAGCGCAACGAUGCCGCUCGGCCCAGCUGCACCACUCUACCCGGGCCAGUCAACUUACCAAGAAACAGAUUACCCAGCGAGCUCCAUGGGCGAACCUCCUAUGCGUCCUGGUACUGCUGGAACCCGCCAGUCGUGUUUCAUAUGCUCCUAAGGACUUUCUGGAUAGCUAUUAUGAGUCUGGCGGCGGUGCUGCUGAUGAGCCCGAUAUGCCUAAUUUUGAUGCCAUGCCAGACCCUCAUCAGGGCGCCAUGAUUGAUGAGAUGGGACUUGAAACAACACCGGUCAAAAAACCAGUGCAUGCUCCGACUUCUUCGCCUGGAGACUACGCGUAUCCCCCCAACGGGGUGGACACUGCGCGCUCCCAAUCUCAACCAGAUUUCCGACAGCCAGACGGUGCUGGUGCCAAUCAGUUUGAAAAUGCGGGAUUCCAGUUUGAUAUUCCUGGAGAAACUUCCCGUGACCACCCAGGCUCUGCUGGGUAUGCGUCGAACGGGUAUGAAGAUUACGCUGGUUACUCACAUGGCCCUUCCCCGGUCCGGAACAACCAGCCAGUCUAUUCCCACGACCAGGCCGAGAUGCCAGAUCCUCACAAGAAUCCCGAUGCUCUUCCUCACCACCCAGCCCCGUUCCGCCCCGGCCACGAUCAAGCAUCAAAGCCUGCGCCGGUUCGGCAAUACAGCGCUCCUGAAUCGACCCCAGCCCCCGCUGCCCCACAGCCAAUGAUGGUGCCUGGUGGAACGGCUCAGGCGCCUGUCACGAUUGAAGAGAUACAGCGGCUGCAACAGCAGGCGCGAGCCAAUCCUUCUGACCAGAAGACGCAACUUCUACUCGCCCAAAAGCUAGUCGAGGCAUCCACAGUUCUCGUAGGGGACAACAGCAGACUCGAUCCGAAAACCAAAGCCAAGGCCAAGGAGAAGUACGUGCUCGAUGCGCAUAAAAUUCUCAAAAAGCUUGUUUCAGCCGGGUACUCUGAAGCCCAGUUUUUCCUGGCUGACUGCCACGGUGAGGGCCAAAUGGGACUCGAAGUCGAUCCCAAAGAAGCUUUCUCACUAUAUCACUCUGCCGCGAAACAAGGACACGCACAGUCUGCAUACCGUGUGGCUGUAUGCUGCGAGAUCGGCCAGGAAGAAGGUGGCGGUACCAAACGUGAUCCAUUCAAGGCCGUUCAAUGGUACAAGCGUGCCGCUGCGCUUGGUGAUACACCCGCAAUGUACAAGAUGGGAAUGAUUAAUCUAAAGGGGCUGCUCGGUCAAGCUCGGAACCCCCGGGAGGGUAUAUCAUGGCUCAAGCGGGCAGCUGACCGUGCGAACGAGGAAAACCCGCAUGCUCUCCACGAGCUUGCUCUCAUGUAUCAAAACGCUGGCGGCAAUGACAUCAUCGUCCGCGACGAGCAAUAUGCCUCCCAGCUAUUCCACCAAGCUGCCGAGCUAGGCUACAAGUUCUCUCAAUUCAGACUUGGUGCUGCCUACGAAUACGGCCUGCUGGGAUGUCCCAUUGACAACCGCACAAGUAUCAUCUGGUACACUCGUGCCGCGGCACAGGGUGAACACCAGAGUGAACUCGCCCUUAGUGGAUGGUAUCUCACCGGAUCAGAGGGAAUUCUACAGCAGAACGACACCGAGGCCUAUCUGUGGGCUCGAAAGGCCGCCACCGCCGGUCUUGCCAAGGCAGAAUAUGCUAUGGGAUAUUUCACGGAGGUUGGCAUCGGCGCUACUCCUAACCUAGAAGACGCAAAGAGAUGGUACUGGCGCGCAGCUGCCCAAGGAUUCCCCAAGGCUCGUGAACGUCUUGAAGACCUUAAGAAGGGUGGAAGCCGAAUGCAAAAGACUCGUCUCUCACGAUCAGCUGUUAACAAGCAAAGCGAUGGGGACUGCGUUCUCAUGUGA